This is a messenger RNA of Dioscorea cayenensis subsp. rotundata (Guinea yam), 1181 nucleotides long. Its product is annotated as mini-ribonuclease 3-like. Gene Ontology annotation, biological process: RNA processing. NCBI's taxonomy places the organism in Eukaryota, Viridiplantae, Streptophyta, Magnoliopsida, Dioscoreales, Dioscoreaceae. The transcript has 7 exons. The record is from RefSeq and is a predicted model, not a curated record. Gene Ontology annotation, molecular function: ribonuclease III activity. The coding region runs from base 81 to 812 and encodes 243 amino acids.
AUCGUCGUCCUUCUCAGCACCUCUGAGCGCGCGACGCGCGGAAGGAGCUCUCUUUGCGGCCGCGCGCUGCGCCGAGAGAGAUGAGCACGGCCGGCGUCGCCUGCGCACGAUUCACCUCCACAGUGCGCGCUUCGUGGGACACGAAUCCCAGCUCCAAGCCCUUCAAUCCCCCUCGCUCCUCCACCCUCCAGACCACACCGCUUUCUCCAUCUCCGACCACUGCUGUCGUCGCCGAGAAGGUGAUGCCCCCUUCCCAGAUUCUCAGCUCUAAUCGUGUCGAUGGCUAUCGAGAGAAAUCGGAAGAGAAGUAUUUGGGGUACGAGAGAUGGCUGCCGAUUGCUCCCAAAGUGAAGAAACCUCGAGCUACUUAUAACGCGGCAUCUUUAGCUUAUAUGGGGGAUUGCAUUUAUGAGCUGUAUGCUCGGAGACACUUUUUGUUUCCUCCCCUGAGUAUCAAUGAAUACAAUGAUCGUGUAAUGAAAGUUGUCCGCUGUGAAUCACAGGAUGCAUUACUUAAGAAGCUUGUUGAGGAUGACUAUUUAACGGAAGAGGAAAGAGAUGUUCUCCGGUGGGGGAAAAACAUUAGUUCCAGCAAAACACGAACUACAAAACGAGCUGGUGUAGCUGUCUACAGUAGAGCAUCUUCACUGGAAACACUGAUUGGAUAUCUUUACCUAACUGACGUGAAUCGCUUGGAAGAGCUCAUGCAUAGGCUAGGCUUCUCAACUGGUGCUUCUUCUGAACUAAUUGCAGAAAUGCGCAUGAAUUUCCAGAAACAUCCUUCAAUUACGCGAAAUCCAGACAACCCAUGAAGGAUACAAGAGAAAUGAAAGAGAAGACUACCAGCACUCGCAUAAGCUUCACAUCCACAAUGUCGUCGGAAAUGCAGAAGGAAUACUGAAAAAAGUUGACUAUGCACUCUGCAACUCAAAAAAGAUAAGUUGAAUCCAUUUCGGAAGCUUCACUUUGAUUUACUGAUGUUUCUCUAAACUUUACCUCAGUGAAUUACAGUAAUCACUUGAGUAUAUUGUCACAUUCCUUUAGCUACAACUAAGGCUGAAUUUUCCACCAAACACUGUACCGAGUAUCAGUCAUUGCAAAUAUGCAAUGAACCUCCUAUUUCUAUUUUAGAGUUUUUCUUAGCCAGAAUUAUUUAAUAUAUAUGUGUGUGUUUAUAUUUA